GCCGCUCUUACUUGAACGAACGCCCCAUUGCGAGAACGCCCCCCUUGGGUACAUACAGACAGUUCGAACCCACGAUCCGUAAACUCUCAGGCCCAGAGUCGAUCAAAGUGCUCUCGGCGUCCCGAGGUAGACAGAGCUGCCCUCUGGACAUCAUCGUUGGGCUUUUCAACGCUGUUGCUGCACUGAUUCCUUUCCCGUGCAAUGCUGUGAUGGGUUCACUGCAGGUUAUUUUCAGACGGUGGCGACGUCGCGAUCUGUGCAUCAGUGUGCUGUGUUUUCUGCGAGUGCAUCAGUUUGCAGCAGAACCGACAUUGGCCGUUGUUACAAUGCCAGGGCAGCGCGACGUACAGAUGAUCAUGCCACGUUCUCCUUCCGCAGACGAUGAAAUCGACUUGGAGAGUUCGAUGAUGCUCCCAGAGAAUGGUCCUCGUGCGCAUGCUGGUUGGUUGAACCGUAUGCUUUUGUUUCCUGCCCAGAAGUUCGCAUUCUGUUGGGUUGAUAAGAACGCGGGCACGCAAUUCAACAGGUUGUUCAAUCACUUGAAUGGAAUCAACCCUGGGAUCCUUCGCCAAAAGGAGCCAUGGUGGAAGUCCAGCAUCCUGAGCAACCCUGGAAUGCGCGCGAGAUUUCACUCCAUUUGCGGUGGCGGAUCAAUUCAUCGGCAGACGUGUCUAAAGAAAACGGCUGGCGAUUUGGGAUGUUCCUUCGCGAUCCCGCAGAGCGUUUCUUGUCGUCCUGGUUAUCGAAGUGUGUGCUCUGGGAGGAUGAUGGGCGAAUGUGCCUUGGCAGGCGCGUGCCAUCCAGCAAUCGAUCCUCUUGGGUGCCAGCGUUUGAGGAGGUUGUGGACUGGAUGCUUCCUGAAUACAUGAUGGCAACGGGCCACCUUGGCGUCUUCAACGCGCACUAUGACCCCCAGCACGUGUUCUGCGGCGGGAAACCGCUAGACGAGUACGACUUCGUCGGGGUCUGCUGCCGCGGCAUGGCCAGCCAGGUGAGAUCGAUGCUGGAAGGUGCUGCAAGUUUGCCCAAGGAUCACCCUAUCUGGUCGAUGCUGCCGCAGCUGUUUCCUGCUCCUGGGCCCGGUUCUGGAAUCCGCGGGCCUAUUCCUGGGCCUGCAUCUGAGUCUGCAAUGGGGCCUGAUCAUCUGCGCCAUCACACCGGUGCUGAAGGCUUGAUGGGCGAGUUUUACAGGGACCCGGCCACUUUUGAUAAGGUCGUCACAGCUUACGCAGAGGAUUAUAGGAGGUUCCUCUCCCGCGCUCCACAUUUAGCCAUACAUUCAAGCUGAAACUUUCAACGCGUGCGUUGUGUCAAAACUAAUGUAUAGAAAUUGUUUGAAUAAAUGCAACCGCAGUCGAUUAGUCGGACUCCACGCCUGUUGUCCGCAGAGCAUUUGCCGCGUUUCGCUGGCAUGUUUCAGCCGAGUCUCAAACGCCGCAAUUGUCUGCAUGCCCGGACAGGGGCCUUUGAGCGACAGUCCUACGAAACGAGAGAUGGUCUUCAUGGGGCAACUCGCGAGAUGUCCUCGCUGAAGAUCCCGUGCGGCGCUCCUUUGUCGUGCCGGCGGGAUCUGCUCGCGGACGCCCAUCAGGGCCACGCCCGCGAGGGCGCCCAAGACAGUUUUUGGGUAGCAUGGUUAUGCGCAAUUGUCUGUCCGUAGCGGGUUUUCGGAAGGCCUUGUCUGCAUUCUUCUGUCGGGACGACAGGGCAGCGGCUUCGUGGGACUCAGCAGUGGAUAAGUGGAGUUCGUGCUUUUUCGGCACAGUGUUUCGCAUGUUUCACUCUGCUCGCGCGCCGUCAGGCGCAAAGCUUGCGUUCGCUCGUGUCCUUCCCGCGACAGUACUUCUGCGCAACGUGCUGAAAACAGG
Messenger RNA from Prorocentrum cordatum, 1868 nucleotides. The record is from the annotation of a GenBank genome assembly. Lineage: Eukaryota; Dinophyceae; Prorocentrales; Prorocentraceae.